Messenger RNA from Acytostelium subglobosum LB1, 1374 nucleotides. RefSeq lists its product as hypothetical. NCBI's taxonomy places the organism in Eukaryota, Evosea, Eumycetozoa, Acytosteliales, Acytosteliaceae. The transcript has a single exon. The annotation marks the transcript as partial. The record is from RefSeq and is a predicted model, not a curated record.
AUGCCUUCCUGGCGACUCUGGAUGCAACUGGACUCGCUGGGCAUUGUCGUUGAGCAUGGUGUGCUGGCGCUUUCAUGCUCUCGUCCAGAGGCUCAACGACACUCUUCCGAUCUACCGCUACUCCGGAAGAACCUUGCAAGAGUAUCUCCAACACGUGGCCAACAACCGCUUCUCGCUCGUGCCCUCGCCGGUCUUUCGCUCUUGCACAUCCCGCAACGUGUCGACAACAGCGUCGAUCCCACCUACGUCGCACAGGUCCAUCGCUUCUUGGAUGGUGUCCAGACUCUGGUAUUCGAUAUUCUCCAUGCCAGCAUGGAGCUGGAGACUCUCGGACCAAUCUUUGUCCGAUCUCUCACAACUCUUCAUCUUCACACUUCGAGCUACUACGACAGUUACAUCACUGCGCGCGACUAUGCUCAGUUCAUUCCAUUGUGUCCACGUCUCGAGCGAUUUACCGUCUGGGCAGGCGCUAGGCCCGACGAACCCACCGCUGUCCUCAACGCGUUGAUCGAUGGCUUUCUCACGCCAUAUGACCGCGGCGGCGACAGCAACAACAUCCACCACGAUGGCCUCACUCGCAGACUGACCUCACUAUCGAUCAAGGAGCUCUCGAUGGCCGACCUUGUCCAGGGCUGCUCGCAACUCUUUGGAGCACUGGUCAACUUUGGCAACCUCGAGACACUCAAACUGGAGAUGUACGAGGCGCAAGAUAACCAUCUGCCAUCUGGCGACCUGGAUCCUUCUCAGCUCUUCACAUUGUUACUCGGCUAUCUUCAAGCACCGACCACCAAGAUCCACAGCCUCAACCUACACGUUGGUCACUUUGGUCCGGAGAAUCCGCUGCUGCCGUACCUCUUUGGUCCCUCUUGCAAGAUACAGCGCCUCUCCAUUCGCACAUUCGUGGCCAACGUUCCGCUACUGACUCGCCGCCUGCAACAGUUGAAGUUCCGAUGGACUGUGAGUGACGAAGAAUCCUACGUCAACCAAUUGACACCUGAGCAAAUGGACGACCUCUACGAUGGCAGGAGCAAUGGCGAUAGCCAGAUUUGCCGUGGCUUGCUCGACUCAGUCUCCUUUGUCCACCGUCUAGAGCUUAUGGUUUUGCGUUCUAUGUUUACCAGUUGUUGCGUGCUUGCAAGUCUGGUCAAGAGCUCAUCACAGCUGCCAAAACGUAUCUCUGUCAGACUCGGAGCAUCAGAAAUGUCUCGGUGGAUGAAGACACUCUCUGACGCCAUCCAACAGAACACCUCCCUACGCGCACUCUACAUAUCAGUUGUCCAGGACCACUCCGAGCUCCCUGACCUAUCUGCACUCCAGAGCAUCAUUGACCAUCACCCGACCAUAUUAAACAAGGACAAUUGUAUCAUUGUUGAA